AUGGCAGAAGCAAUAACAACGUCACUCUUCAACGUGAUCAACUACUUCCACACCAAUGACCGGGUCAAUCGGGUUGACUUUGGGCUAUCCAAGUAUCAGUACCUCAAUCAAUUACUCGAAUGGAGAAUAUCAGAGCUUUUACUACUUGUGAUAUUAUUUGUAUUAUACUUUUUGGUUUACUGGAUUGAACCAUUCCAGAGACAAUUUGUGAUCAGUGAUGUGACAAUCAACCAUCCCUUUGCUGAACAUGAAAGAGUCAAUAACGCUGCUUUAUUUUUCUAUGCCGUUUGGAGUCCCUUGACAAUUAUAGGUAUUGUUAGUAUUAUCAUCACCAAACCAAAAAAUAAGGUCUACGUAACAUAUGUUUCGAUUAUUGGCUUACUAGUAUCGGUAUUUUUAACCAGUGUUGUCACUGACCUUUUGAAAAACUUCAUUGGACGUCAUAGACCUGAUUUCAUUGCCAGAUGCAUCCCCGAUUCCAAUGCUGAUGUCAAUAUAUUGGUGAAUGCAAUUGACGUUUGCACAACUACAGAUUACGACCGAUUGAAAGAUGGUUUCAGAACAACUCCGUCUGGCCAUCUGAGUUUAAGUUUUGCCGGACUCCUUUAUCUUUCCUUAUGGUUAGCUGGCCAAUUAGUAGUCACCAACUCUCAUCUGGGUAGUUGGAGAAGCAUAGUGGCAGCAUCUCCUACUCUAGUGGCCAUGUUGAUUGCAUUAAGCCGUACCGAAGACUAUCGUCACCAUUUUAUUGAUAUCAUCAUUGGUAGCUCGAUUGGAAUUUGUAUCGCUUAUACUUCUUAUCGCAAACAUUUCCCUAGUAUAACCCAUCCCCAAUCCUACGAGCCUUACACCAUUAUCGAACAAGAUCAACAAUCACAAGACAAUCACGAUGGUUACAACAGAUUAGAAAGUGUAUAA
This is a messenger RNA of Hyphopichia burtonii NRRL Y-1933, 918 nucleotides long. RefSeq names its product bifunctional diacylglycerol diphosphate phosphatase/phosphatidate phosphatase (gene DPP3). Lineage: Eukaryota; Fungi; Ascomycota; Pichiomycetes; Serinales; Debaryomycetaceae. The transcript has a single exon. The record is from RefSeq and is a predicted model, not a curated record. The coding region runs from base 1 to 918 and encodes 305 amino acids. Gene Ontology annotation, molecular function: phosphatidate phosphatase activity. Gene Ontology annotation, biological process: phospholipid metabolic process.